This is a messenger RNA of Aegilops tauschii subsp. strangulata, 2257 nucleotides long. RefSeq names its product probable metal-nicotianamine transporter YSL17. Gene Ontology annotation, molecular function: oligopeptide transmembrane transporter activity. Lineage: Eukaryota; Viridiplantae; Streptophyta; Magnoliopsida; Poales; Poaceae. The record is from RefSeq and is a predicted model, not a curated record. Gene Ontology annotation, cellular component: membrane.
AUGGAGCCGUCGACGCCUCCGGCCGCCACCCACGACCUCUGGGGGAUGGAGGACGAGCAGCCGUCCACGGAGCGGGUGUUCGAGGGGGAGUCCGUCCCGUCGCGGUCGGAGACGAUCACGGUGCGCUCCGUGGCGGUGAGCAUCGUGCUCGGGUGCACGCUCAGCGUCGUGGCCAUGAAGCUGGCCCUCACCUCCGGCUUCGCGCCCUCGCUCGCCAUGCCCGCCGGCCUCCUGGGCUUCUUCAUCCCGCGCCUGUGGAUGCAGCUGAUGGACAGCUGCGAGGCGUCCCAGCUGCCCUUCACCCGCCAGGAGAACACCGUCAUCCAGACGUGCGUCGUCGCCUGCACCAGCAUCGCCUACAGCGGUGGGUUUGGGACGUACAUUCUGGCGAUGAGCAAGCACUCGGCGGAGGGCGGCGUCGGGAGCGACGGCCUGAACGUGGAGGAGCCGGACAUCGGCCGGAUGAUCGUCUUCCUCCUCCUCACCAGCUUCGCCGGCAUCUUGGCCAUCAUGCCGUUCAGGGACAGCCUCAUCGUCCACCGCCGGCUGACGUUCCCCAGCGGCACGGCCACGGCGCACCUCAUCAACACCAUGCACACUCCCCAGGGCGCCAAGCAAGCCGGCCAGCAACUGGCGAUGUUGUUGAAGACCUUAUUUGGGACCGUUGCAUGGUCCAUCUUCGAGUGGUUCUUCGCCGGCCGCAGUGGGUGUGGCUUCCAGGCGUUCCCGGUGUUUGGCCUCGGCGCUUUUCGACGAGGGUUCUACUACGAUUUCUCCAUGACCAACGUCGGCGUCGGGAUGUUCUGCCCGUACAAGAUCACCAUCUCGAUGCUCACGGGAUCCUUGGUCUCGUGGGGGCUCAUCUGGCCGUACAUCCAGACGAAGGAGGGGGACUGGUACCCGCAGGGCCUCGACCGCGACAACAUCAGCGGCAUCAAUGGCUACCGGGUGUUCAUCGGGGUAUCCAUGAUCCUCGCCGACGGCCUCCUACACAUGCUCUGCAUCCUGGUUCGGACGCUCUACGCCAUGUACAAGAACCCGCAGCCGAGGCAGAGCAGCAACGGGCAGCCGUUCCGGUGCCUUAGCGUCGUCCUCGACCGGUCGGCGUCCAGCUUCGACGACCGCCGGAGGACGCAGGUGUUCCUCCGGGACCGGGUCCCCGCCACGGUGCCCGUCGUCGGGUACGUGGUCCUGUCGGUCAUCUCCACCCUCGUCAUACCGCAGCUCUACACCCAGCUGAGGUACCACCACGUGGCCUUCGCCUACAUCAUCGCGCCGGUGUUCGCCUUCUGCAACGCCUACGGCAACGGCAUGACGGACAUGAACAUCGCGACCACCUACGGGAAGGUCUCAAUACUCAUCUUCAGCUCGUGGGUGGGGCUCAAGGACGGCGGCGUGGUGGCCGGGCUGGCCGCCUGCGCCAUCAUCGUGUCCAACGUGUCCACCGCGUCCGACCUGAUGCAGGACCACAAGACGGGCUACAUCACCCUCACCUCGCCGCACACCAUCACCAUCUGCCAGGUCGCCGGCACGGCGCUCGGCUGCGUGGUGAACCCCGUCAUCUUCUCCAUCUUCUACAGCGUGUACAACAGCGGCGCCCACGACGACAGCAACAGCAUCGGCCCGUACGCCAAGGUGUACCGGGGGAUCGCCAUGCUCGCCAUGACCGAGAAAAACGGGCUGCCCAAGCACACCAUGCUGCUCUGCAAGGUCUUCCUGGCGCUGGCGCUGUCCAUCAGCGUGCUCCGGGAGGUGUCCACGCACAAGAGGUGGCGCGUCCUGAGGUACAUCCCGAGCACCAUCGGCAUGGCAGUGGCCUUCUUCGUGCCGCCCACGAUCCCCGUGGGCAUGGCGCUGGGCAGCGCCGUGAUCUACCUGUGGGGAAGGUCCGACCGCGACGACAUGCGGCUCAUGUCGCCGGCGGCGGCGUGCGGGCUGAUCUGCGGGGACGGGUUCGGGUCGCUGCUGUCGUCGGCGCUCACGCUGCUCAAGGCCACCCCGCCGAUCUGCAUCAUGUUCGUGGCUCGAGGAGUGAACCAGAGCCUUGACGCUUUCCUAGCAGCGAAAGGCAUGCCAACGUAGUUACGGGGAUUCGACGUGCGUGUUGUACUGUAGUUAAACGCAAGUUUGGUCACAUCGUGAGUACUCCGUAUCCUGUAUAACGUCGGUUUUUUAAGGUCUUGGAACGAACGCAUGGUAGCCGUCCGAUGGCGAACAUGGAUCUUGCAAGGCUGCUCGCCAUGUCACCUUCCUGGAA